Durusdinium trenchii is the source of this 1203-nucleotide messenger RNA. Lineage: Eukaryota; Dinophyceae; Suessiales; Symbiodiniaceae. The record is from the annotation of a GenBank genome assembly.
CAUCCACAUGCUUGAAACGACCUGCAUCUCGCUCAGCCCAUCUGCCGCCCCCGGUGCAUGCGUGCGCUGUUUGGCCGCAGGGUGCAGGUACAGGUACGGCGCUGGGUGAUGUCGGUGCCCGGGCCGGCCACUGAAGGAGAGGCCUCUGCUUCGGGUCGACUGGCGCGCCAGGGUGGCAAGAGGUCGAAGAAGAAGGCGCAGGGCUAUGCCAACGAGGGGGCUGAAAACUCAGGGCGAAGAGGGCCCAGUGGACAGGAGCUUAAGGGCCCUUUGCAGAAGACCACAGCGGUGGAGGUGGCACCGGAGGAGUCGGAGAAUGUCCUGAAGACCCCUGCCAUCGAGGCGGAGAACGUCCACAAGGUCUACGACGCCAUCGCCAGCCAUUGGAAUCAUACGAGAUACAAGGCCUGGCCCAGAGUCGAGGCCUUUGUGCGGUCCUUGCCGCGGCAUUCGUUGGUAGCGGACCUUGGUUGUGGCAAUGGAAAGAACCUGCCAGGGCCCCCUCCGGUCCGGUCUGUGCCUCACGUGAAGGAGGCCGGUGGCUUCGCGGUGGCCUCCGACAUCAGCGCUCCUUUGGCACAGAUUGCCGCAGAGGAGCACGGCGCGAGCUGCAUGGUGGCCGACUGUUUAGCAGCGCCCCUGCGGGAUGGUGCCUUCGAUGCCGUGCUGUCCAUUGCGGUGCUGCACCACCUCUCCACCCGUGGGCGGCGCGUGCAGGCGCUGCGUGAAGCGGCGCGGCUUUUGAGAGUGGGUGGACAGCUCUUGGUCUACUGCUGGAGCUUCGAGCAGGAUGACGACCGCUCCAGAUCCCGACACCGCUUUGUGGCGCAGGACGUGCUGGUGCCCUGGAGCUUCCGCACGCCGGGCCUCAAAAAGGGCAAGCCUUCGGAACAACCAGAGCCCGCGCCAGGCGGACGACGUGGAAGAAAGCCGCAGAGGCCAAAGAUAUUGCCACGUGUACAGGGAGGGCGAGCUGGAAGACUUGUUGGAGGAGGUCCCGCAACUGGAAGUGGUCGACAGCUACUUCGACACCGGGAACUGGUGUGCCAUAGCACGGCGACGGCCUUGAUGUGCCGAGCCCGCCGGUCCAGCGGUCGACGGCGUCGACGGCGAAGGCGAAAAUGCUGCUGCGCGCAGUCCCUAAGCCGCGCGUUUCUGUUGGCCGCAAAAGAGCCCGCCCUCCGCACCACAUUGGGGGCUUGA